UGAAUGAGGUGUUCCUGGAUAGCCCUUGAAGUCUAGUUGACUUAUUGGGUGGUUUCUGUGCGAAGAGAGAGAUAUUUUCAUAUAAAAAUCGAGCUUGAUUGAACUGUUGCGCAUAAUCUCGAGCAGGGAGAGGGAGGUGUUGUCUGGUUCGUAUAUUGAGUUCCAGUUGUCCAAAUAGGGCGUGUGAUGUGUCUACGGAAAUCUCUCUAGACUAGGAAUCCUUGAACGUCUGUUGUGCAUCAAACAAAGUUGUGGAAGGCUUCCAAAUAGUCCGAACAAAACACAACCUCGCAGAAUCGGAUCUUCCUUUCCAAAGUUUCCGACGACGAUCCUCCUAACAAUCUCAAGAAAGUAUCAUGUCGUCUGAACAGCCUGCCCAUCAACUCAUCUCCAUUCCCGACACCCCCGUAGGGAAAACAUCUGCGGUGUCCCAAUCCACUGCCCAGGACAUAUCCACACAACUCCACAACAUGCAACUUGAUGUGCAAUCUGUUCAUGCGAAGCCCUUUCCCGAUAUUUCCAAGAUAGAAGUAUUUUCGGGAGCAAAUUUCAAGAGAUGGCAAGAACGUCUAUUCUCCACUCUUGAUAUGCAUGGCGUUGCCGAUGUUCUUAACCAAGCCAUGCCCGAUGACAAAUCACCUGAAGGCGUCAAACUCCUCCAACAAUGGACCUACGCAAACAAGGUUUGCCGUCACACAAUUCUUAGCACUUUAUCUAACGAGUUAUUUGAUGUCUAUUGCACGAAAAAAUUGGCGAAGGAAAUAUGGAGUUCCAUGAUAGCUAAGUACACAGCCGAGGACACUGUCAAGCAGAAAUUUGUGAUAGGAAACUAUUAGAAGUGGGAGAUGAAGGAGGAUACAGACAUCAUGGCGCAAAUUCAUGAGUACCAGACGUUAUUGGAGGACCUUAAGAGCGUCCAGAUAGAACUACCAGAGCCAUUCAUUGCAGGGAUCCUAAUUGAGAAAUUGUCGGAGUCCUGGAGGGACUACAGAUGGGACCUCAAACAUGAUUUUGGGCUUAUGUCGUUCAAUGAUGUGAUUACUCACAUCAUCAUUGAAGACACAAACAGGAAGGAAAAUGCCAAGUGUCAAGCAAAUGAAUAUACUUCUAAUGCAAACUUGAUGGAGACAGAGAACAAAAGGAGGUAUGGGAAAAAUCAUUCUAACAAUAAGUCAAAUUACAAUAAGCCCAAACAUACCACCAAUUUAAAAAAGAAAGGUGAUUGUUAUGUUUGUGGGAAACCGGGACACCAUGCCAUUGAGUGUAGGAAAAGGGCGUUUGUGAAAACAAAAAAUCCACCUAAACCAAGUGCAAAUCUGGUUGAAAGUGAUGACAUUAUAACUGCGGUUGUUUCACAAAUUUGCCUUGUGGCGGAUGUAAAUGAAUGGAUAGUAGACUCGGGGGCUACUAGACAUAUUUACCAAGAUAAGAGUGUGUUUGCCUCCUAUACACCAAUAGGGGAUGAAGAAGAGUACGUACAUCUUGGUGAUUCUAGAACAACCAAGGUGCACAGAAAGGGCAAGGUUAACCUCAAACUCACAUCUGGCAAAAUGUUGUCACUCAAUGAUGUACUCCACGUGCCUGAGAUACAGACCAAUUUGAUCUCUGUUUCACUUUUGGGUAGAGCCGGUGUCAAGGUUUCCUUUGAAUCUGACAAGGUGGUUCUCACUAAAAACAACACCUUUGUCGGCAAGGGCUAUUGCAAUCAAGGACUUUUUAUGUUGAGUGUUUUAGAGGUGUUAAAGUGGUUGAUUUUAAUUGUUGAUUAAUAAGUUGUGAAAAACAUCAGUUUUCGUUUCCUUUUCUUGAAGAAUAAUUGGUGUUUCGUUGUUAGCAUCUCUACUGUGUUAUGAAAUUUCGUUUGAAUAAAAUGUGCA
This is a messenger RNA of Cuscuta europaea, 1877 nucleotides long. The record is from the annotation of a GenBank genome assembly. Lineage: Eukaryota; Viridiplantae; Streptophyta; Magnoliopsida; Solanales; Convolvulaceae.